Molecule: messenger RNA, 1458 nt
Organism: Cryphonectria parasitica EP155
Lineage: Eukaryota; Fungi; Ascomycota; Sordariomycetes; Diaporthales; Cryphonectriaceae
Exons: 3
Coding region: 1-1458 (485 amino acids)
Biological process (GO): regulation of DNA-templated transcription
Cellular component (GO): nucleus
Molecular function (GO): zinc ion binding; DNA-binding transcription factor activity, RNA polymerase II-specific; transcription cis-regulatory region binding
Source: RefSeq, a predicted model, not a curated record
AUGUCGAAAAGACAGCUGGACUUUUGCAUACACAUGACUACUCGCGAACGCUCGACGCAAAGGUUGGCCUGUGAUCGGUGCCAUGGCCAGAAGCUGCGGUGCAUUCGAGGAUCACUCCCGACGGGCGCUUGUCAGAGAUGUAUCAAGGCGAAGGCUAUGUGCCAGUACAGCUCACCUCUUCGCCUAGGAAGACCUGCUAAGCCGGACCCCGCCAAGAAUAUGCCUCCUACUACUGGUGGGCGGAGACGGAGCAGCACCGCGCUUCCAAGCCCACACGAAUCGUCUACAAGUACAACUUCCACAAGCACAACAGACGGAAUACCCGAGGGGCAGUCCGAGGAAGACUGCACCAUGAACUUGUCACAGCUUGAGUUCUUUGAUGUCCAGGGAAUGUUAGCCCUGCCGCUGCAGGAGGAAGCACAUGUCGGAAAAAAUGUGCCUACUUUCCCCAUCAAAACUUUCGAAUGGGACAUGGAGGAUCGAACCGAUGAGCAUAACUCGUCUAUCAUACAGAGCAGCACCCAGACGCCGCAGGGACUGGAUGUGAAAGGCCCGCCAAGAGUAGCCAAGACAGACUCUUCUUCAGAGUUCAUCCUAGAUGAUUAUAUUCGUCACCUCGCACCAGACUCGGCAGACGGCAUACAGUUUCAGACACUCAGUGCAGCAGACAGUUUCAAUACCGACCCGGUCGACGCCUGGGCUGGAAGCCUCUCGGUCGACACACUGCUAGCCCACGGCUCUCUGGCCAAGACCAGACCACCACCAGCAACAGCACCACUUCAGUCGAGUGCGCAGGACGAUGUGCAACGUCAACUGAGCGAGCUGCUCAGGCGCCUGCACGAGACUCCACAUCACAGUCCGAUGAUGGCUUCGGCCACGAACAACCACAACAGCGCCUCGAACCCGCAGCUGAUGGACGAGACAGUCAAGGCUGCACAUGCGUUGAUCAGCAUCAUUGACUCGGUACACGUGUCGACUGCGCCCUUAGAGUCCCGCCAUAACCCCGACGCUGUCGAUCCGACCACGAGUUUCAUCGACGCGGGCACGGUGUUCCUCGCCGCAGCCUGUUACUACCGUAUCUUUCGCAACAGCAAUACACUGGCCGUGGUUAUGCAUGAUGCAGUCUCGUCCAACGAUAUGGCAACGUUACGCUCGAUGCCUAGCAUAAAAAUCGGCUCGGUCACGCCCUUGCACACCACCUCGCCAGCCAUCCAGUCGGCCCUGUGGGUCCAGCUCCUGUGGCAGUCGCUGCGGGAGCUCGAGAAGCGCCUACUGAUGCUCUCCCACAGGUCUGCCGUUCUGAGCCCAUUGGCGACGGAGUCUUCGCUGCAGCCUGGAAACAGGUCGCACUUGGCUGAUCUGACCGCAGGCAUGGACGGAGAGGUUGCAAGGCUUGAGGUUAGCGUGAAUCACCUCCUCAAGACAACGUUGGACACUUUGCGCCACAAAAGCUUCUGA